UGCGGUCACAGUGGGCCCUCCUUCUGCACAGUUGGAACGAGAAAGAGGAGAUGCCAUGACUGCCACCCUCACAGCCCUGCUCUGUCUUGGGCUGAGUGUGGGCCCCAGGACCCAAGCACAGGCAGGGACCCGCCCCAAACCCACCAUCUGGGCUGAGCCGGGCUCUGUGAUGCCCUGGGGGACAUCUGUGACCAUCUGGUGUCAGGGGGACCUGGAGGCCGAGGAGUACUGCCUGAAUAAAGAGGGAGAGUCAAGGGUCUGGGACAGACAGAUGCCACUGGAGUCCAGGGACAAGGCCAAGUUCUCCAUCACACACAUGGCAGACAUAUAUGCAGGAAGAUACCGCUGUGACUAUCUCAGUCCCACUGGCUGGUCAGAGCCCAGUGACCCCCUGGAGCUGGUGGUGGUGACAGGAUCCCAGGGCAAACCCACCCUCUCAGCCCUGCCCAGCUCUGUUAUGACCUCAGGAGGGAACGUGACCCUCCAGUGUGCCUCAUGGAUGGGAUUCCACAGGUUCGUCCUGAUGAGGGAAGGAGAAGGUCAGCCCUCCUGGACCCUGGUCUCCCAGGCAGUCCCCCAUGGGGGGACCCAGGCCCUGUUCCCUGUGGGCCCCGUGACCCUCAGCCUCAGGUGGAAGUUCAGAUGCUACGGCUAUUACAGCAACACACCCCAGAUAUGGUCGGACCCCAGUGACCCCCUGGAGCUGCUGGUCUCAGGUGUGUCGGGGAAGCCCUCCCUCCUGACCCAGCAGGGCCCUGUCAUGACCUCUGGACAGAGACUGACCCUCCAGUGUCGCUCUGAUGUCAGCUACAACAGAUUUGCUCUGUCUAAGGAGGGGGCACCUGACCCUCCCCGGCAGCUUGGCCGGCAGACCCAGGCUGGACUCUCUGGGGCAGACUUCCCUCUGGGCCCUGUGAGACCCUCCCACGUGGGCCGGUACAUGUGCUAUGGUGGACACAACUUCUCCUCCGAGUGGUCGGCCCCCAGUGAACCCCUGGACAUCCUGCUCGCAGGACAGCUGCCCUACACACCCUCCCUCUCAGUGCAGCCGGGACCCACUGUGGCCCCAAGAGAGAAUGUGACCCUGCUGUGUCAGUCUCGGAGCUCUGUGGACACUUUCCUUCUGUCCAAGGAGGGGGCAGCCCAUCCCCCGCUGCGUCUUAGAUCACAGUACCGAGCUGGGCAGCACCAGGCUGAAUUCUCCAUGAGUCCUGUGACCUCAGCCCACGGGGGGACCUACAGGUGCUAUGGCUCUGCCAGCACCUCCCCCUACCUCUUGUCCCAGCCCAGUGACCCCCUGGAGCUCCUGGUCUCAGGACCCUCUAUGGAUCCCAGCUCCCCGACCACAGGGCCAGACUCAGCAGAUGGUCCCUACUGGUACCUGUACAUCCUUAUCACGGCCGUGGUGGCCUUCAUCCUGCUGCUCAGCCUUCUCGUCCUUCUCCUAGUUCGCCACCAGCGUCGGGUUAAAGGCAGGAAGCCGGGAGUUGCAGACCCGGAGCCCAAGGACAGAGGCCUGCAUGACAGCUCCAGCCCAGCCCCUGCCGCCCAGGAGGAGAGCCUCUACGCUGCCAUGCAAGACACUCAGCCUGAGGAGGGGGUGGAGCUGGACCAUCAGCAGAACACACAAGAUGAAGACCCCCAGGGAACAAUGUAUGCUCAGGUGAGCCAGUCAAGAUCAAGACUCAGGUGGGGACUGGCCACUUCUCCUUCCCCCAUGUCGGAGGGAUUUUUGGACUCAGAGGACAGACAAGCAGAGGAAGACAGGCAGACGUACUGUCAGGUUAUUGCAUCUGACACUCCCCAGGAUGUGACCUACGCCCAGCUGAACUGCUUGACCCUCAGACAGGAGACAAGUGCAUCCCCUCCUUUCCAAUCAGGGAAGCCCCCAGCAGAGUCCAGCGUGUAUGCUGCUUUGGCCAUCCAGUAGCCCAGGAGGGGCCCAGACCGCACACUGCAGGGAGGGAGGGACCACAGGGACCCUGGAAGGCACAGGAGCUGCCCAUAGUGGGUGUCACCUAAUGACAACCCUAGCCAGCCUGGACUCUUCACAUGGACCAGUAAGAACUCCUGGGACCUUCUGGGAGUCACUGAUUCUGCCAUCAAAGAUAGUAAUACCCCUACACUUUGGAAAUCAAAGCAACAGACUUCCCAAUUACCCAUGAAUGAAAUGAGAAAAUCCUAAUGGAAAUGAGAGAAUGUUUACACUGAAGGACAGUGUAAAUGUUACACAUCAAAUCUAUGAAAUUGGAAAAUAAGAACCAAGAACCAAUCUAUUAGAACAGAAAAAGCCUAAAAUAAUUAAUGACAGAACCUAUUCUAUUGAGAAUUUGGAAAAAGAAUAGCAAGUUAUUCAAACAAAAGUAAAGACAAGACCUGACUAGAAAUGAGGACAAAUUUAAAAAUAGAGAAAAAUCAAUGAAGCUGAAAGUGUUCCAUUUUGUAAGCAAUGGUCACAUUUAUAAAUCCUAGCCACAAAACCAAGAAAAGAGAGAGAGAGAGGGAGGAGGUACACAUCACUAUUAUGAGGAUGGCAUCCCAUACUACAGACUUUAAAUUUAGAAUGGAACAUUAUUAACUUUUAUGCUGAUAUAUGAGACAAUGUAGAUGAAAUGGAUAAAAUUCUUAAAAUAGAAGCUAUUAAAUUGAUGAAAAGUA
Molecule: messenger RNA, 2658 nt
Organism: Neogale vison (American mink)
Lineage: Eukaryota; Metazoa; Chordata; Mammalia; Carnivora; Mustelidae
Product: leukocyte immunoglobulin-like receptor subfamily B member 3
Exons: 13
Coding region: 56-1930 (624 amino acids)
Biological process (GO): cytokine-mediated signaling pathway
Molecular function (GO): inhibitory MHC class I receptor activity
Source: RefSeq, a predicted model, not a curated record